AUGGGUUUUGUCACAUUGUCAACAUCAUCCAUUCAUCAGCACUCUAUGAAUCUAUAUGUGCUUUUUCCAUGUUUUGGUUAUGAAGAAAAAUUUUUUCGUCAAGUAUCACUCGAAGAAGAAUAUGUCAGGGACGAAGAAUAUUUUAAGAAGCCAAUGAAAGCAUGUGCUAAUUAUUUUAUUGUGUACAACAGUCCACUUAAUAGAGGGAUGGACAAUAGUAGAGGACAAAUACAUUCAUCAUCCUCAUGUCCUUGCAUUGUGCUUCGGAUUGGACGUACGGUCUUGGUGAUCCCUCUGUUACUGGUGGUACCAGUUGCCGAGCAUCAGUUGCAAAACUAA
Messenger RNA from Loa loa (African eye worm), 339 nucleotides. RefSeq lists its product as hypothetical. The transcript is spliced from 2 exons. The coding region runs from base 1 to 339 and encodes 112 amino acids. NCBI's taxonomy places the organism in Eukaryota, Metazoa, Nematoda, Chromadorea, Rhabditida, Onchocercidae. The record is from RefSeq and is a predicted model, not a curated record.